GUUCUGUUGUGUUAUUUGGGCGAAACUAAGUCUGACUUUUCAAGAUUCAGCCGUUGAUCGAUCGAUCGAUCGGACUUCUCAGCUACAUCGAUUGGGUGAUGAUGGCGAGUGGAAGUGGUGAUAAGAAUCAACUGAAACUGUAUUCGUACUGUAGGAGCUGUUGCUCCUACCGUGUCCGUACUGCCCUCAAUUUGAAAGGGUUGAAAUACGAGUAUAAAGCAGUUGACUUGUUGAAGGGAGAGCAAUUCAGUCCAGAGUUUACAGAGCUCAAUCCUAUUGGCUACGUGCCAGUGCUCGUGGAUGGGGAAAUCAUAGUCGACUCUUUCGCCAUCAUAAUGUAUUUAGAAGAGAAAUAUCCUCAGCAUCCAUUGUUGCCUCAAGAUCUUCAGAAAAUAGGCAUCAAUUACCAGGCUGCCAAUAUUGUUUCCUCAGGCAUACAGCCUUUUCAAAAUUUAGCUACACUGAAAUACAUUGAGGAGAAAGUUGGUCCUGGUGAGGACCUUUCCUGGGCUAAGCAUCAUAUUACAAAAGGCUUUGCAGCACCUGAAAAGUUACUAAAGGGCCAUGCAGGAAGUUAUGCAACUGGAGAUGAAGUUUUCCUGGCGGAUCUGUUUCUAGCGCCUCAGAUGCAUGGAUCAAUUAAAUGGUUCAAUGUUGACAUGACUCAAUUCCCUCUCUUAUCAAGGUUGAACGAGGAAUACAAUAAAAUACCAGCUUUCCCGGACGCUAUGCUGGAAAAUCAGCCAGAUAAUCCUCUUGCAAGCGCUGUUUAAAUCAAUGGAUUGUGAAACCAGCUGUUAUGAGCCAUUUCCUAUCCAUCUUGUGUAUUGUAUGUGUAAGAAAUGGCCAGCAUCCGAUCUUAAAAUUGCAGAAUAAAGUGCCACACGAUCAAGCUUUGAGGGACACUUUCCAAAGUUUAUUGGUAUCUGGUGUUUCAAUAAACGUCGAUGCGUCAUGCAAUAUAAUAAUGGGAACAUAUAUUGAGAGUUAAAUGAUAACUAUAAUUACCAGUUUGGAUUUA
Messenger RNA from Juglans microcarpa x Juglans regia, 1021 nucleotides. RefSeq names its product glutathione S-transferase 2-like. NCBI's taxonomy places the organism in Eukaryota, Viridiplantae, Streptophyta, Magnoliopsida, Fagales, Juglandaceae. Gene Ontology annotation, biological process: L-phenylalanine catabolic process; glutathione metabolic process. Gene Ontology annotation, cellular component: cytoplasm. Gene Ontology annotation, molecular function: glutathione transferase activity; maleylacetoacetate isomerase activity. The record is from RefSeq and is a predicted model, not a curated record.